This is a messenger RNA of Mycena citricolor, 1708 nucleotides long. The record is from the annotation of a GenBank genome assembly. NCBI's taxonomy places the organism in Eukaryota, Fungi, Basidiomycota, Agaricomycetes, Agaricales, Mycenaceae.
UAGCGGCAGCGCCGGAGGCUCGGGCGGUCCGCACUACGGCAGCAGCGUCGAAGGCAAUACCAACACGGCGGUCUCCACGAACAUGCCGAGCUUCGAGAGCGGAGUCUACAUCCUGCGCACUCAGCAGACCGACGCGGAGCUGGGGCUCUCGACCUGCGACCAAAAGGUGACUUGACCUCGAUCUGCCCUCAUUCAAGCCAUUCAAGGGGGCCGGCAUACACACAGCGCUCGUUCAUGGAUCAUGUUUGAGCUCUGGACUGUCGUCCUAUCGUCCUGUGUUUGAUGAACCGCGGAGAAUCUUGAAUGCUUCAUGGCUUUAUUGGGGACCCGGUUGCCAAGUCCAAGUUAGAGAGCUAGCCCAUGCACCGGUUUUCUUCAUCGCCAUAGAUAACUAGAGCAGUGAAUCGAUUUCAAAUUAUCACAAAUAGAAAAAUACGGGGUAUUUGUCUAGGCAGCAGAGAUCCAAAGGCCUUAGUACGACCUGGCCACAUAUGACGCACAGUCCGACUUGCGACGGAUGCAUUCCCGGGUCCAAGUAAUCAGAGAAAGUACUCCAAUGUUUGGAACAGCGCAAAUCACCAGGCCACCCAAGCAAGAGCGAGCAGCACGAGACAAGCCUUCAUCCAAAAGCAUUGAGACCUCGAGGUGCGCGAACCGUCUCCACUCCCCGCCGUUGCCGACGGAGUCUCAUCCACGUACCCGAUCCAGACCGAGCCCAGGGAAGCCUCCACGGUGAUCCGGUCCCCCUCGCCGUCCUGUACAACUCUGCUCGCGGUGUCCCCAACAAGCCAGUGCGUCGUGCGCCCAGCCUCGUGCAGCGGAGCGCCGCACGUUGCUUGUAUGCGGGGUGACAGCGUGACGCGGUGGCGGCCCAAGAUGGGCGCCCGGACGACGAGCUGGCCCUGUACCGGGUGCGAUAGGAAGAUGCGGAUGUUCCCCAUGACGGACGCUGCAGUGAGCGAUAUGGGCCCGCCAGCGCCAGAAUGCUGCAUAGGCGCGUCAGUAGACUGUAUGUGCUUCUGCACCACUGCGAGCGAGGUGUUCGAGAGGGACCGCCACGCACCACGUGCAGCUCAAUAUCGCCCGUGCGCGUCUUCGCUUCGAUGUGCACCAGUCGCGCGAGGCGCCUCUUCUCAAGCCGUCGCUCGCGUGCCCGGGCCACUGCGCGCGCCAUGAACGGACUAUGGGGUUUGCCGUCCGCGUCUACGUCGAGGGACGUACCCGCGCCGUCCCCGUCCGUACCACCUAGAGCGAUCUCGUCGGCUGGAGGAGGCAGACGCGGCCGCACAUCGAUGUCCGCGGAUAUCUGGCCCCAGACAUUCACAGAGAGGUUCGGGUCGAGCUCCGGCUCGUCCCAGAGGUAUGCCCGAUACGAAGGCCCAAACGGCACACGCAGCGAGCGGGGGAUGUCGAGGUUGGGGUCGAUGAUAAAGCGGGCAUUCCGAACGCAGCCGAACGUAUGCUCGAUGGAGACGCGGUUCUGUGCCCGAGUGAGGACGCGGUCCUCAUUGUCGAAAGGAAGCUGUCAAAGAGUCAAUGUUGUGAUCACGUCAGUGCUGUUAGUAAGCCCGUUCUUGCCUUGUCCUCGCUCAAGAAAUCGAUCACUGUCUUGCAGUCGGAACCCAUGUGGUAUGGUGACUCUAAGUGGCUGAGGGUAUAAGUACACCGGACGCCCGGUCAGGCACACAACGCAACGGCAUUCGACAUA